Messenger RNA from Oppiella nova, 325 nucleotides. NCBI's taxonomy places the organism in Eukaryota, Metazoa, Arthropoda, Arachnida, Sarcoptiformes, Oppiidae. The record is from the annotation of a GenBank genome assembly.
AUACUUAAUCGUGAAAGUAAUAGACAUAAUACCAGUCGUCUAUAGGAUAUCACAAAUAAACGUUAUAAUGGAAAACGAAGAGACCAAGAGGUGUGAGAAGCUGUGGAAAGACAACGAUUGGGGUUUUCAUUGUCACGACUGUUCACUGAAUGUGUUGUGCAUUAUAUGCGGCGACUGUUUCGAGAAAUCCAAGCAUUUGGGACACGAGGUCGAGACCAUUGUCUGCGAGUCUGGCGUGUGGUGUGAUUGCGGUAAUGUGUCGGCCAUGAAGAGCACCGGCUUCUGUGCCAAACAUACCGUUCAACACAGCAGUGGUUCCGGAAAA